UUACUUUUGUAGAAUUUUCAAUCAGUGCUAAGAGUUAACUUAAUGCUGCAAUAAUGCAUGAUUUCAUAAUCCCAUCGAUAGUGGUAUUGAACUAAAACAUCUGAUCGGCAUACCAGAAGGCAACUGUGAGAAACAUAAAGAUUGACCAACCUUCAGACCAACCGCACAUAGAAUAUGAAACAUUAAAUAUGAAUGUGAGACACUGUAGGUUGUGACAAUCCUCUGAAAUCGGGAACAAAUAAGGCUAAUGUGAACAACUGUCAAAAUGAGGAGAAGACAUAUGGCUCCUUUAAAAAGGACAUUUCUUCAUUUCUUUCUUUAUUGCUUUCUCAGUGCGCUCUCAGAGCAGUUCUCUCUCAGGGACUGCAUUCUGCUUACAUCUCUCAAUGACACAGACCAUCAGAACGUGUCAUGCAGUCAUCUGGAAUUAACAAAGGUCCCAUCACCAAUACCCAUCCAUUCGGUGGCAUUGGAUAUUUCUAACAAUAGAAUCUUAAACGUAACGGUGGGAGAUUUCAGAAAUCUCUCAAACUUGAGACAGCUUUACAUAGCAAAAAACAGCAUAUCAAAGAUAGAGGAUGGAGCUUUCAAGGACCUCGUUCACCUGGAAAGGCUCAGACUGGAUACCAACAAGUUGAAAAAAGUGACCAGAGGCUGGCUACAGGGAUUAUUUAGCCUCUCAGUGCUACGACUAGAGAACAAUCAAAUUGGGUACAUUGAAUAUUCAGCUUUUGUGUCCCUUUUGAAUUUGACAAGUGUACAUCUGGAAAAUAAUCAACUUAGACACCUUGCCCAAGUCAAGUCUAUAUUUCAAUUACCAAAUUUAUUGGAGUUACUCAUUGGACAAAACAAACUUUGGGAUUUUGUGUCUCAUAACCUGUCAGCAACACCUUUGCAAAUACAUAGGCUUGAUUUGUCUUCAAAUCCAUUACAGACAUUUCAGAUUACAAACAACAUAUUUCCAAACCUCAAAUACCUCGACCUCACCUCAUGUGGUCGGUACUCGAGACCUUUCCAAUGGAUAGUUCAGAACCAAAGUUUUUUGAACUCCACAGAGAUAUUCAGUGUGGGUGGAUUUCAAACAUCUGAGGGGAUGGUUGAAAUCAUACAAACUUUCAAUUCCUCCCUAAAGACACUCUACAUUAAUCACUUAAAGACACCACAUUUUGAACAAUUUUUACAAAAGAUCUGCACUCAUGUGCAAAAAUCUCUAACUUUAAAAAACAUUAAGAUCCCCUCAUUAAGUGACCACUCGUUUAAACCUUGCCACCAAUUGUGGGAAAUAUACCUUGGGCACAAUAAAAUGCAUACUAUCUCUUCACUUGCAUUUGAAGGUCUGAAUCAACUGCAAGCACUACGCGUGUCGAAUAAUCCAAUUACUGUACUGAACAAUAUUCUAAAUGUUUUACCUAAUUUGAAACAACUUGAUAUGUCCUUUAACAAAAUAAUCCAUCUGGCCUGUUUUGACUUCAGCAAUAUAACUCGGCUGUACCUUUACAACAAUAACAUCUUAAAGAUUCAACCUUGCACUUUCAAUAAACUUACCAAAUUGGAGGUGCUAAAACUGUCUUCAAAUAAACUUGUAAGCCUUGAAAACAUUUUUAACAACAGUCUACCAAACUUGAAAGUGCUGGAUUUAGAAGGAAAUAAGAUAAGUCACGUCACCUUUGAGGUUUUCAGUGGGCUGCGUUCUCUUGAAGACUUGAUUCUUGCUAAUAAUCAGAUUAAAAGUAUUUCUAAAAAUGCUUUCAAAGGACUGAAAAGUUUAAAAAGUCUUGACUUGAAAUCAAACAAGAUCAAACAAAAAACAUUGCAAAAUCAAGGCUUGUUUCUUGGUAUGCCAAACCUAGAAGUUCUGAAUUUGGCACGCAAUUCAAUAUCAUUUAGCAGCCAGGAACUACAACCACCAUUCAUAACGUUAACGUCACUGAAAACACUGUAUAUGUAUAGUCAGAACAUGCAAAACCUGCCGUCAAACCUGCUACAAGGCCUGAAUUUAUUAUCUCAUAUUUAUGGAGGGGAUCUCAACCUUCACCAUGUGCAUCCUAACACUUUCAGUCACACUCCCAACCUUACAUUCCUGGACCUCAGCAAGAACAAGUUGUCAAUGGAAACUUCUUUAUCUCCAAGGAUGUUUCAUCCUAUCCCUGGAUUAUCGGAACUCUAUGUAACACAAAACCAGCUUCCGUCAUUAAACUUUCUACUUGGUGCGAACCUGUCUCAGCUCACAGUUCUUAAAGCCUCUGAUAAUCAGCUACAGGGAAUUAACGAGACUUUGAACCAAUCUCUUCCUCAACUGGCCUACCUCGACCUACAAAAAAACCCAUUUGUUUGUGACUGUAGCAAUAAAUGGUUCUUGGAUUGGGCCAAAAAUGACAACUACCCUCAAGUGGCAUACUUGAAUAAGUACAAAUGUAGCUAUCCAUCAGCCCUAAAGGGACAAUAUCUGGAACAGUUCAACACAGAGUUCUGCGACCUGAACUUCGAAUUCAUCUGCUUUGUCAUCAACUCCUCCCUGGUGAUUCUAACAAUGUUGGUCUCCUUCUGUUACAACUUUCUGCGAUGGCAGCUGGUCUACGCCUACUACCUUUUCUUAGCGUUCCUCUAUGACAGCAGGAAACAGCAGAGGCAGCACCAGCAAGGCUUCCAGUAUGACGCCUUUGUGUCCUACAACUCCCAGGACGAGUUAUGGGUCCUCAGAGAACUGCUGCCCAAUCUGGAAGCCGACCAAGGAUGGAGGCUGUGUCUCCACCACCGAGACUUUGAGCCAGGCAAGCCUAUCAUCGACAACAUAGUGGACGGCAUAUACAGCAGCCGCAAGACCAUCAGCGUGAUCACGCGCAGCUACCUGAGGAGCGAGUGGUGCUCCAGGGAGAUUCAGGUGGCCAGCUUCCGGCUGUUCGAUGAGCAAAACGACGUGCUGAUCCUGGUCUUCCUAGAGGAUAUCCCAACCCACCAGCUAUCUCCGUAUCACAGGAUGCGCAAACUGGUGAAGAAGCGCACCUAUCUCACCUGGCCCAAGCCUGGGGAGGACACCAGUGUCUUCUGGCAGAAGCUACAAAUGGCCAUGAACACCAAGAAAGGUGAAAACCCUAUUCUCUUGGGACAGGAGAUUAGAUUUCCUUGCCUUGCCUUCCCUGACCAUGUAGCAGCUGACUGAUAUAAAAUCUGAAGGAGCGAAACACCAUACAAUCUAUAUUUAAAUGUGUAUUGUAUAAAGAAAUUAAAUCUGUAUUAUCUACUUUAAAAAUACAUGAUCAGAUGUUUUGAUAGCUAUCAUAUACUGUACUUUGCAUUUGAAAUAUAAUAACAUUAAUUAACAUUUCUAAUUAUAUUAUCACUCUGUUUUUUUUACAAAUCUGUUCAAAUUAAGUAAAUUGUUACACUGCU
This is a messenger RNA of Sardina pilchardus (European sardine), 3390 nucleotides long. RefSeq names its product toll-like receptor 22 (gene tlr22). Gene Ontology annotation, molecular function: transmembrane signaling receptor activity; protein binding. The transcript has 2 exons. The record is from RefSeq and is a predicted model, not a curated record. Bases 266 to 3160 code for a protein of 964 amino acids. Lineage: Eukaryota; Metazoa; Chordata; Actinopteri; Clupeiformes; Clupeidae. Gene Ontology annotation, biological process: immune response; inflammatory response; toll-like receptor signaling pathway. Gene Ontology annotation, cellular component: plasma membrane.